This is a messenger RNA of Dromiciops gliroides (monito del monte), 5459 nucleotides long. RefSeq names its product 5'-nucleotidase domain containing 2 (gene NT5DC2). The coding region runs from base 1 to 1854 and encodes 617 amino acids. Lineage: Eukaryota; Metazoa; Chordata; Mammalia; Microbiotheria; Microbiotheriidae. Gene Ontology annotation, molecular function: 5'-nucleotidase activity. The transcript has 14 exons. The record is from RefSeq and is a predicted model, not a curated record.
AUGCGGCCGCAGCGGACUAGAGCGCAGCUGGCGGGGCCGAGGCCAGAGCAGGAGCGGGCGCUUGACCGGGAAGCGGGUCACCGGGCACAGGGAAUGGCCGGCGCGGGACUGCGGGCGGCGGGCUGCCGCUGGUUACGGCUCCGAGGAGACGAUGUCCCCGGCUGGCAGCGCGCAUCGGCCGCUUCCUCCUGCCAGGGCUGCGGUCCCUCAGGCCCCAGCCCCGCCUGUGCAGGCUCCCCCGGCCCCGGAGCCCACUGCCCCGGCGCUCACUGUCCCGGCGCCAGCGCCUCCUCCUCCUCCUCCCCUCACCGGGUUGCCCAGCGCACUGCCGGCCCAAGCCCCGACGCCCAGUCUUCCAAGCCCAGCGCCUACCUGUGGUCUAGGUACCGGGAGAUGAGGAAGCUGGUGCACGACCUCCUUCCUCCUGAAGUCUGUAAUCUCCUUAACCCGGCUGCGAUCUAUGCCAACAAUGAGAUCAGCCUGGGAGACGUGGAGGUUUACGGGUUCGACUAUGACUAUACCUUAGCUCAAUACUCUGACUCAUUGCACUCCAUGAUUUUCAACACGGCCAGAGAGAUCCUAAUAGAGCAAUAUAAGUACCCAGGAGAGAUCAGGAAAUAUGAUUACAUCCCAGAUUUCGCCAUUCGAGGCCUACACUACGAUGUGCAAAAGAGUCUUCUGAUGAAGAUUGAUGCUUUCCAUUACGUCCAAUUGGGAACAGUUUACAGGGGUCUCCAGCCUGUGCCUGAUGAAGAGGUGAUUGACUUAUAUGGGGGAACCCAGCACAUCCCACUCUAUCAAAUGAGUGACUUCUAUGGCAAGGGCCCCUCUCUCAAGCAGUUCAUGGAUAUCUUCUCGCUUCCUGAGAUGGCCCUUCUCUCCUCUGUGGUUGACCACUUCCUUGCUCACAACCUGGAGUUUGACCAGACUCACCUCUACAAAGAUGUCUCGGAUGCCAUCAGAGAUAUCCACGUCAAGGGCCUGAUGUACCAGUGGAUCGAGAAGGACAUGGAGAAGUACAUACUCCGUGGAGAUGAGACUCACGCGGUCCUGACGCGCCUUGUCACCCACGGCAAGAAGCUUUUCCUCAUCACCAACAGCCCUUUCAGCUUCGUGGACAAGGGGAUGAAACACAUGGUUGGCAAGGAUUGGCGCAAUCUUUUUGAUGUAAUCAUUGUCCAAGCAGACAAGCCAAACUUUUUCACAGAUAGGCGCAAGCCUUUUAGGAAACUGGAUGAAAGGGGCAUACUGCAGUGGGACAAAAUCAGCCACUUGGAAAAGGGAAAGAUCUACCGUGAGGGAAACCUGUUUGACUUCCUACAUCUGACAGGGUGGCGGGGGUCCCGAGUGCUGUAUUUUGGGGACCACCUCUAUAGUGACCUUGCAGACCUCAUGCUGCGCCAUGGUUGGCGGACAGGCGCCAUCAUUCCUGAACUGGAGAGAGAGAUCAGCGUCACCAACACGGAGCAGUACAUGCACUCGCUGACCUGGCAGCAGGCCCUCACGGGGCUCCUGGAGAGGAUGCAGACCUACAGAGAUGAGGAAUCAAGGCAGGUGCUUGCGGCCUGGAUGAAAGAACGCCAAGAGAUCAGGUCUAUCACCAAGAACCUCUUCAACCCCCGGUUCGGCAGCAUCUUCCGCACCUUCCACAACCCCACGUACUUCUCGCGGAGGCUGGUGCGCUUCUCGGACCUGUACAUGGCUUCCCUGAGCUGCCUGCUCAACUACAGCGUGGACUUCACGUUCUAUCCCCGCCGCACGCCGCUGCAGCAUGAGGCCCCGCUCUGGAUGGACCAGCUGUGCACGGGCUGCAUGAAGACGCCCUUCCUGGAGGAGAUGGUGCACAUUCGGUGAGGCUCCGCGGAGGUGGCAGCCCGCCCCCCCCCUCACGUGCCCCGAGCUCCGGCCCCAGGGGAGGACCCGCGCCCUGACCAGCCUCUUCGCUGCUGGGAGCCCGGCUAGUGACAUGGGCAUCCUAGAGCGCAACCGGUCACCCACCCAUCGCCCUACCUGUAGGCAUUCAGUGCAUCUCCCAGCUAGGCCUAGGGGCUACUUCAGCCCUGGGUGGGGGACAGUGACGUGCCAAUCAGAAGCAUGCCAGAGAACUGGGCACGCCUGGUAGAUUUCCAAGGUCAUUGUCCCCUGGGAUGAAAUUCCCCGGAGGAAGAACGGGACAGGAAGCAGGUUGGACACAAGAACUUUAUUUUUUGAGUGGCAGGAGUUUUCAAAAGCUCCCCACCCCCACCUGAGGUACAGCAGCCAGUGUGAGCUGAGUCGUGCAAUUGGCCCCUCCCCUGUGGGGCAGAGAGAGGUUUGGGGGCCUAAGGGCCAGGUCAGUGCCCCUCUCUGUCCUACCUGGGAGGGGGUGGAAGCACAUGGAUACUUUCUGCAGGGGCCAGCCUUGCUCUCUGGCCAUUCCCAAAUACAGGAGAGAAAAUGUGGCCCAAGUCUAAAGGUCCAGGGGGAGGUGAGCUGGUGCCAGUGUUUGGAGGCCCCUGCUUCCCUCCAUCUACUGGAGCUAGCUGCUCUGGGCCUAGGGCCAGGAGGGAGGGGGUGCCUGCGGGGCUGUGGGGCGUGGGGAGUAGCCGGGAGUCCUCACAGAAGACAAAUAAACGUCCAGUGACUGGUAGGCAUAGCUGAUUGGGAGCUCCGGUGGUUGUUGCUUAGUGCUUGCCUUCCCUCAGGCUCCUCAUGGCUAACUGGGGUCCAGGGCCUCUAGCCAGGGAUGGACCUGAGAGUAAGGAGCCCCUCACCCCCCACCCCAGCUCUCCUCAUCCAGGGCAAUUUGCAGCAAAAAAAAAAAUCCCUUGAGGAAAGUUUGGGUCAGAGCUGGACCUUAACAUCUAAUGAGGUGGUGGCGUGUGUGAGAGAGAGAUAGGGAGCAAAAUCUGGGUGCCUUGGGCCAACUGUCGCCUCAAUGGGCCACAUGUCUCCUGCAGGCUUGCUUCUGGCCGUGGCCUCUGUAGGAAGAGGCUGUGCAAAUAAGGGUGAUGCCCUCCUUCUGUUGGGCUCACUCAGGCCCAUGUAAACAAACAUCUACUGGGGACGGGGUAGGGGUGGGCAGAGUUGAGUACGGUGAAGAGCCUGAUGUAGGUCACCACUCCUCCCAGGCCCUGGUUAGUCCUCUUCAAGGAUUCUGUGGGUGUCCGAGAAUUCCUUCUCAAGUAAUGACUCCUAGGAAGGAAAUGGGAGCAGGUCAGGUCUUCUAAGGAGCUCCCUGGCCAGGAGGCUAGUGGCCCUCAAUUCAGGUGCCAUCUCUCACUGUCCGAGUAAGUUUAGAAUGAAGCCAAGGGAGCCACAGGCUUCGAGAAAGUAAGAAGCUUAAGGCAGGCCUGGCAGUUCACAUUAUCUCUGGGCUCCAGCCUUGCACAGAGAGGCUCAGUGUCUGGCUGGGGGAACACGGGCAGCAGCAAUACUACCCUUCUUCCUGCCCUCCCAUUGCCGUAGCACCUGAUAACAGAGGCCGGUAGCUGCUGCUAUCACUUACAUCAAAGGGGUCAUAGAAGGUGUCACGGCCAUCAAAAGUGGGGUUGGGGACAGAGAUAAGAGGUGGGCUGGGUCCUUCUUGCCAGGGUGAGAAGUCAUCUUCGUCAUCUUCAGCCUAGAAGGAGAGGCAGAGCAGUGUCAGGGUGGGGAGGGGGGCAGCAGGUUAGGGGGGUGGGAAUCCCCUCUAGGAAAAGGAGGAGCAGGGUGGAGGGCCUUCCUCUCUCCACAACUCCUCCAACCCAUUCCCUUCCCAUCUACCUUGAAAUAGUGGAACUGGAAUCCUUGGCCCUUGACUUUGAAGUGGAAAUAGAGAGCCACCAAUCCCAAAACCAGUCCUACCACCAGGGCAGUGGAUGUGCCAACUGCCACAGAAGUGGUGGUCCUUGCCAACAUAGCUGCCACCUGUAAACAGAGCAUAGGUGCCAGUUGGUGUGAAUGCCCGGAGCAGCUGUGGGCCCAGGCUCCCCCUGCAUAACCCCUUCAGGAAGGGCAGUCCCAGACAUUUAGAACUAGAAGGCCCCUUAGCAGACAUCUAGUCCAAACAGUGCUCAUCUAGCAUCUGCUCAAAAAUUUCCUAUGGAAACCCCCACCUUCCAAGGCAGCCCAAGCCCACUAACUGUUGGGGAGUUUUCCUUAAAUUAAGCCUCGAUUUUCCUCCAGCCAUUGCUUCUGCUUCUUCCCUCUGGGUCAGAUGAGAAUAUGUCUCAUCCCUUAAAACACUGGAAGACGGCCAUCAUACCCACCCUAGCCCCAAGUCUCACCUACGCUAACCCCAGUUCCAUCAACCAAUCCUGUGCUGUGGGCUCCGGGUCCUUCAGUAGCCUGGCUGCUCUCCUCUGGAUGCAGGGUCCUUCCUGCAGCGCCCACUGACCCCAGUACUCCAGAGUGUUAACUAAACCUCCCCCAGACCUCUGCUCUCCCAGAGGAGCACUCACCACCGGUUCCGGGGGCACAGUGAGGGGGCUCUCGAUGGCAUGGAUGAUGCCAUUGAAGGCAAUGAUAUCCCAUUCCACAACAGCACUGACUCUGACCAUACCAGGGUCCUCCUGAAUGGGAAAAGGGGAGACUCCUUACGGCAUCAUUUUCCUGCCUAAUUUAGUUGUGGCCAGAUCUGACUCUGGGCCAGGAGCCAAUCCCUCAGUCACAAGUGCCCAACUGUAAGUAAGGUCAACUGUAGCAAGGUCAAUCCACUGAGAAAAAUUAUUUGCCAGGGGGCAGCUAGGUGGUGCAAUGGAUAAAGCACUGGCCCUGGAUUCAGGAGGACCUGAGUUCAAAUGCGGCCUCAAACACUUGACACUUACUAGCUGUGUGACCCUGGGUAAGUCACUUAAUCCUCAUUUCCCUGCCCUCCCCCCCAAAAAAAUCAUUUGCCAAGUGGUCCCAGACCUAAAUCAUGUGCCUGAGCUAGAAGAAAUGGCUAGGGGCAGCUAGGUGGUACAGUGGAUAGAGCAUCGGCCCUGGAGUCAGGAGGACCUGAGUUCAAAACUGACCUUAGACACUUAACACUUACUAGCUGUGUGACCCUGGCAAGUCACUUAAUCCCAAUUGCCUCACCAAAAAAAAAAAAAAAAAAAGAACUGGCUCUUCCAUGACUGGGAGAGUGAGGGGUUGGCAUGUGUCUCCUGGGCUUUGGCGGCUGUCAGCCUGCAAAGUGGCUUUUGUCCUAGCACAGUCCAUGGACUACAGCUGGGCAGGGGAGUGGGCCGGGGUGGGGGGUGGGGGAAUAGGCAGAGCUUUGCUAAAGUAAAGGGCUUCAGCAAAUGAAUGAAAGCUUCAUGUACAUCAUCCCUUAAAUUAAUAUUACACCUGUAUUAUUUCAGAGAUUCAGUUGCAAAUGUUACAUUAUCUUGAAAUACUGGCAUUUCUAGUGGCCAUUCUUGGCCAGAGCUGUAAAAUCAAUAUUACUCUGCUGUGCAAAAUGAAAGGAGCAAAAUAAGAUUGAUCAAAUAAAAUUUUGUUUCCAUAUAACCGUA